Molecule: messenger RNA, 3890 nt
Organism: Penaeus chinensis
Lineage: Eukaryota; Metazoa; Arthropoda; Malacostraca; Decapoda; Penaeidae
Product: sodium-dependent phosphate transport protein 1, chloroplastic-like
Exons: 10
Coding region: 402-1658 (418 amino acids)
Biological process (GO): monoatomic anion transport; transmembrane transport
Molecular function (GO): transmembrane transporter activity
Source: RefSeq, a predicted model, not a curated record
UUGCAUGUCAUUAUCUUAUACAGUGACACAUAAAUAUAACCAAACUAGAGGCUUAAUAAGAUCUCCAUGAUAAAUAUAGAGUGUGCAUAUCUGUAUAAGUACAAUUUAUGACAUCUAACUAAACAAAUUGCAACCGCAAGGAACGCCACGGAAUCGAACACAGAAGAAGUUUGACGUGGGAGAUCUGCCAACUCGACAAUAUUGAUAUUGUUCUCUUCGUGGCUACUUAGAAGAGACAUUCAACAAGCAUAGUGGUGACCACAAUGGAAUGAGAGAUCACAAAGGGAUUCAAGAACUUUUUUUCAGAGUUCAAAGGCCAUCUGGACUAGAUGAAGUAAUAUCAGAUUGUAUCAAGUCGUACCAUUAUUCCAAUAAACGUUGUGGGACUCCAUCAAGAUCAGAUGGACCAAUGUCGGGCAGUCUGCCCAUUUAGGAUGAAGUUCCAAUGGCGUUCAUUUGGAUACAAGUCAAAGGUGGUGGUGUUGUGCUCUGUUGCAAACUUCAUCAAUGCGGCAGACAGAGUGCUCAUGCCUCUGGCCAUUGUGCCUAUGGCUAAUGAAUACAAAUGGAGUCUCUACUGGCAAGGAUGGAUUUUAUCUGCAUUUGCAUUUGGUUACUUCACAAGUCAGAUAAUCGGGGCCAAUGCAGUAAACAAAUAUGGAGGGCGGAGGGUGCUGUGUUUUGCAGUUUUGUUGUGGUCGCUCUCUACCAUUGUAACACCUUUGGCCGCUGCUUACUUACCGGCCCUAAUUACUGCAAGAGUUAUUUUAGGUUUAGGAGAAGGACUUGGAUUACCCACAAUAUUCCAGUUAUUUGCACAACACAUUCCACCUGAUGAACGGAGUAGAGCUUUUGGUUACAUGGUUGCUGCUGGGUCAGUGGGACAGACUGUUGCAUCCUUGUUUGCACCACACUUGGACUGGCAUGUGUCUUUUGAAAUAUUUGGAUGCAUAGGACUGUUAUGGGUUGUUUGCUGGCUGCUAACAUACCAUGAUCCACCAAUACAUGCAGAUGAAGAAGGACAGCAACUUCUUGAGAAGGAAGUCAUGUGUGUUUCCUGGAUAGAAUGGAUAAGUCACUGGUCAUUAUGGUCCAUUUAUAUAGCUCACUUUGCCAUGAACUGGAGCAACUACAUCAUAAUGCAGUGGCUGCCAACCUACCUUUCACGAACGUUAGGGGCCAACAAGGAGAGUAUGAGUCUCACAGCAGUGCCUUAUAUAAUCAGCUCACUCUGUGGAGUAGCUUGGGGCCACAUUGCUGACCAGAUGAUCAAUGUUGGGUGGCCUGUCCUGAGAGUACGGCGCUUAAUGACCUUUUUUGGACUUGUUGGACCGGGACUGUGUCUUGCUUUCUUCCCUGAAGUCUCUAACCUGGUGGUUGCAGUUCUGGUGAUAUCACUGGCUAUGGGACUUUGUGCUGCUAAUUCAUCUGGACACUUAAGCAACCAUGCAGAUGUAGCACCAAAUCAUGCUGGCAUUACAUUUGCCAUUUCAAAUACUAUAGCAACAAUACCAGGAAUUUUGUGUGGUCCACUGACAGCUGAAUUAGUGGUAGCAUCACAUGGUCGCUGGUUUCCAGUUUUCUUCCUUGCAGGGACAAUCAACUUCACAGCUGCUAUGAUAUACUAUACUCAGAGUUCUGCAAAGCCUGUUCUAUGACACAAAGAAAAUUUACAUAGCACAGAGAAGUGAUUACAUCUCUCUUUUUAUGGUAGUUGAUACUGACAGACACUGACACUAUGGUGCAGAAAAGUGAAUAUAUUGUAGUUUUUAUGGUGGUCGUCAAGAACACUCAUAGCACAGAAAAAUGAAUAUAUUUUACUUUUUACAGUGAUCUUCAUUACACUUAAUUACCAUAAUUUCAAGGGAUUCAUGGUUCUGAACAAAUUUGUACUAGUAUAUAUACUUCAUCCCGGAUAUUAUUUGUUUCUAGCAUGUGUCCUUCUUUCAUGGAUUAUGUACAUAUUUCAAGAUCAGAAAGAUGCAAAAUAGAAAUAAUUACCUUCACUAAGGUAGUUUAUUCUAUAUUAUUGUGUGAAUAAUUUCCCUUCUCUUUUAAUAGUAUAAGGAAUAAGGAGUUGUAUUUCAUGUUAGGAUAAGUUGCAUAUGUUCAAUAUGAUAUCAUAAGUAUUUAACUUUUAAAUCAGUGUGCUGGUGGUACAGGACCUUAAGAAAUAUCUUUAGGAAAUAGGAUCAUGUGUUCACUCUGUCUUUUUUUCUUUUCAUUUGGGGGUGCCAAAAGAAUACAUGCACUUUUUCAAAUUCUUGCAUUUAACUUCCAAACUUUUAACAACUUGUAACUGAUGAAAAAAAUACUGUGAUAUUGUAUCAGGUGUUCUAGAAGAUAUGUAAAUGAUAUUUUAUUUUUAUUUUUAUUUUUAACAAAAUGUUAGUUAAAGAAAGUUCUCUCUCCAUAAUAAAUGCAGUUGUAAUGGUUAUUCACAAGGAUGGCUUGAUUGAUUAAAAAUUUGAAAUGAGGUAAUUUACUGAAACAAAUACACCUUUAACUUUGCAGCAAUAUAUGCCUGAAAGAAAAGAUUAAAAAUGUAAACAAUAAUAUUUUGAUUUUUUUAUUUACAGUUAAAGAAAUGAAAAAAUAUAUAAACUAGUAAAAUGUAAACGUGUAUAUUUUGAUAUAGCGUGUGCUUUAAAAUAAAUAUUUAUUUUGUGUAUGUGUGUGUUUGUGCGUGUGCGUGUGUGUGUGCGUGUGCAUGUGCUUGUGUGUGUGCGUGUGCGUGUACGUAUUUGUAUGUGUGCGUGUGCUUAUUUGGUUUUGUUUGUUUGUUGUGCAUGCAUGUGUGUAUUCUUGUGCGUGUGUUUCUGUGUGUUAAGAGUGUGUGUGUGAGUGUGUGUGCGUGUGUGUCUGUGCAUGAAUGUAAAUGUGAAUGCAAAUUCCAUUAAACUGUAAAUAAAUUUCACUUCAACAAUAUAAUAGGAAACUGUACUAUACUUGGAAAAAUUUAGUACAUCAAAUGUGUGUGUCCAUCUUUGGUAUAUAUAUUUCAUAGCUUUAUAAUGUAUAUAGGAGUGAACAUAUUUUAAACGUGUUGCUCGUUUGCCCAAGGGUCCAGAAUUGUAUUACUGAUAUUUUUUUUUGAGAUAAAAUCUCAAAACUUUCUAUUAGGCAUAAUAGUAGUUGUAAAAGAAAUGAGUGUUUGGUUACUUUAUAAAACAAAAAGAGAUCUAAUUUAUUGUACUAUAAAAUGAUAAAACAUUUUUACAUUGAUUGUAUUUCUAAUAGAAACGUAUAUUAUGAUAAAUUAUUUAGAUUUUCAUUAUCCUAAUAUAAUAGUACAUGGAUUUUUGUAAUUGUCUUUUCAGCUGACAGCAUUUACAGCAUGCUAGCUAUUAUAACUAUGAACAGAUAUUCAUGUAUAUAUAUAUUUAACAAAUUAUUUGCACAAAUUUAUAUUUCUAAAACAUUGGAUGAAAAAAAAAAAAAAAAAGCAUAAGCAACAUAUGAUGGGUCUAACCAGUUAUGUUCAAAAGUGUAUCUGUAACCUCUAAUUGGAAAAGAUACCUCCUUUGUGCCUCUCUGUAAAUAUAUAUAUAUGUUUUUUCCUAUUUACUUAUUUUUGUAGAAAGUGAUAUACAUGGAAGAUUACUUCACAGCACAAGAUGUAACUAAAGUGUUUCUGGUACAUUAUUAACAGAAUUACUUGUAAUUCUGAUAAAUUUUUAAUUACAAAUGCAUCAGUGACAUCUCUUGCUUUAUGAAGUUUUAAUUCACAUUUAUAACCUUUUCUACAUUUGUCACAAACCCUUCUUGCUUGUACACCAGUAAAUUUAUUACUGCCUUUAUUUUCAAACUUUAAAAUAUUGUUUAAUCAAUCUGGUUUUGUAUUAGUAUUCAUCUUUUCUUUAUGUUCACACGAUAAAAUUGUUAAUCUA